Molecule: messenger RNA, 1065 nt
Organism: Brassica oleracea var. oleracea
Lineage: Eukaryota; Viridiplantae; Streptophyta; Magnoliopsida; Brassicales; Brassicaceae
Exons: 3
Coding region: 1-1065 (354 amino acids)
Molecular function (GO): zinc ion binding
Source: RefSeq, a predicted model, not a curated record
AUGUUCUUUGCGCUCGGAGCUUGCAUCGAAGGGUUCAAGGCGAUGAGGCAAGUGAUAAUAAUGGAUGGAACUCACCUGAAGGUUGUGUACAAAGGAGUGCUUCGCAUUGCGACUGCUCAGGAUCCAGAUCAUCAUCAUUAUCCCCUUGCUUUUGCGGUAGUAGAUGGUGAAAAAAAUGCAAGCUGGGAGUGGUUUUUGACUAUAUUAAAAACUUUGAUACCAGAUGAUCCUCAGCUUGUAUUUUGUACUGAUAGAAACCAAAGCAUCAUCAAGAAAGUACACGAGGUAUACCCAUUGGCGAUCCAUGGAUAUUGCAAUUAUCACUUGUCUAAUAAUGUCAGCGGAGCUUGCAGCAAUGUUAACAAGAAAGGGGUUGCCAAAAAAAUUAGAAAUAUUGCUGGUAUUUACAGUGAGGUGGAGUUCCGAAAAUACUACAGCGAUUUCAGGAAAAUGUAUCCUCAAGCGGCCGAGUAUCUAGAUGACAGUGUUCAUGAGACCAAAUGGGCAAGAUGUAAAUUUCCGGGAGAAAGUCUAUUAUCUCUACGGGUACCAGAGAGGCAGAUACUAAUCCCACAUGUGCAUGGGAUAUUGCAUCACAUAUAUCCUACGGCUAAAAAGCUGAAGGUGACCGAGUUAAAUACAUUUGAAGGUCACUACAAUGUGCUUGGCGAAGAUGGUCAUGGUUAUUUGGUUGAUUUGAGCAACAGAACAUGCUAUUGUAGGUAUUUUGAUAUUGAUCGGUAUCCUUGUGUGCAUGCACUUGCUGCCAUCAUGGCGCGUGGAGAAAUGGCUGAACAUUAUUGUUCUAGAAACCCGAUCUCAGGUUGUCUUCCCUCCGUAUGUGGAGAAAAAAAAGAAAGACUACAAGUUACUACAUUCCCAUCUGCCGGAGAAUAUCAGAGGAAGAGAAAGAAGAAGUUUCCACCAUUGAUUGGUGAAAACAAAGAAAGUGGCAGUGAUGGCAGUGGCAGUGAUAGCAAUAGCAGUGGUAGUGACAUCAGUGACAGCAGUGGCAGCGAGGGAAAUGGGGACGAAGGAGGUGACAACGAAGGAAAUGAUGAAUGA